This is a messenger RNA of Cladophialophora yegresii CBS 114405, 1224 nucleotides long. RefSeq lists its product as uncharacterized. Bases 1 to 1224 code for a protein of 407 amino acids. The transcript is spliced from 3 exons. The record is from RefSeq and is a predicted model, not a curated record. Gene Ontology annotation, biological process: polyketide biosynthetic process. NCBI's taxonomy places the organism in Eukaryota, Fungi, Ascomycota, Eurotiomycetes, Chaetothyriales, Herpotrichiellaceae. Gene Ontology annotation, molecular function: acyltransferase activity, transferring groups other than amino-acyl groups.
AUGUCGCCCUCCGCUAUCCACGGCAAGGUCACCCCGCCAUACCAGAGGCCGAACCUGUAUAUCCAUGGAAUUGGAGUGGAAUAUCCUCCUUACGAGAUCAAGCCAGAACAUGUGGAAACUCUCGCACGGCGAUUCUAUCCCAGCACCCCUGCGCUCGAGAAGGUCCUUAAGAUCAACGAAUACACGGGGAUUGACACUCGCUCCGCAAUAGGAACUAUUGAUCAUCCUAUUGCGAAUUCGCCAGAUCCGCCGACGAUCGCCGAGCUCUGCGAUCUCUUUCUAGACCACGGCGUCAAACUGUCCAUUGAGGCUUGUCGCAAAGCGAUCAAGCAAUGGGGUGGUGACCUGUCCGAAAUCACUCAUGUUGUUGCCACCACCUGCACGAACUCGGCAAAUCCUGGCUACGAUCAUUUUGUCAUCAAGGGGCUCGGUCUCAAUCAGAGCGUAGAGAAGGUCCUUCUGCAUGGAGUAGGGUGUUCUGGCGGGUUGGGCGCAUUGCGCACGGCGGCAAAUAUCGCUCUUGGCUCCAGCUUUCGCCGAAAGCCUGCGCGGAUAUUGGUCUUUGCAUGCGAGAUUUCAAGUACUCUUGUUCGGUCCGAGCUGGAAUCGAUCCACAAGGAUCAGGAAAUCAGGAUAGGUGUGGCACUGUUUAGCGAUUGUGCAUCUGCGGUAGUGCUGGGAAAUGGAUUCAGUGACCGCUUUGACGAAGAGCCCAUGCUUGAGCUGUUGGGCUGGGACCACAGAAUCAUUGAGGAUACUGAGAAAGAUUUGGGAUUUGACGUCGACCCUGUCGGCUGGAAGGUUGUCUUGACUCAAAGAGUUCCCAAAUUGGCGGCAGCUGCGGUUCCCCCGAUGUUCGAAGACCUGGUCGGGUCAAUACCAGAGCUGGUCGACCAAGGGAAGUUCAAAGCCUCAGAGUAUGACUGGGCCCUGCACCCGGGCGGGUCCACGAUUAUUUCUGGGGUCGAAAGAGCAAUGAAACUGAGGCCCGAGCUUCUCCGAGCGAGUUAUGGGAUCUACAUCACUCACGGCAACAGUUCCAGUGCAACCAUGUUCAGUGUUCUGAACAGGUUGAUGGAGGGCGAAACCACCGAGCACAUCGUCGGUUGUGCCUUUGGUCCCGGAAUUGCGGUGGAGAUGAUGAUGUUCAAGCGAACCAGCCAGAUCUCCGAUCCUGGAACAGCCAGUCCUACCGAGACUCUGGUCGCCGAGGACGUUGACUGA